AUGGGGUGUGAGUGGAGAUUGCAUGCAUCUAAGCUAGCUGAUGGGGUGUCUUGGGCUAUUAAGAGUAUUACCAACUCUGAGCACACAUGCAGUGGGUUGGAUGUUAAAAAUUUAAUGGUGAGUUGUGCAUGGGUUGUGAGGGUGCUUCUUGAAGAUGUGAGAGCAAAUAAUGACAUUACUGCAAAGUUAUUGAACACUCUUCUUUUUCAAAGGUUUGGUGUGCAAAUGGCAACAAGCACACUGUAUAGAGUGAGGCAACAUGCUUUGUCUCAGAUUCAUGGGUCACAUGAUGAGUCAUAUGCCCAUCUUCCAAAGUAUUGUGAAGUCAUAAAGCUGACAAACAGUGGAUCAGCUGCUUUUGCUACAUGGAAAGAAUUACCAGACCAACCUGAGAGGCCUUUGGUGUUCAAAAGUAUCUUCAUCAGUUUUAGUGGUGUACUUAAUGGGUUAAGGGGUUGUAGGGCCUUGAUAGGAGUUGAUGGGGCACACCUCAAAGGAAAUUAUGGUGGUGUCUUGCUCUCUGCUGUUGCACUUGAUGGGAACAAUGAGCUAUUCCUAUUUGCUUGGGGAAUAGUCACUACUGAAGAUGGUGACAGCUGGUCCUUUUUUGUUUGGCAUUUAAAGAAUUCCUUAGCUUCACUUGGAAGGGGAGACAAUUGGUGCAUCAUUUCUGAAAGGCAAAAGGGUAUUGAUAUUUCUUUGACUGAUGUAUGGCCAGAAGUUGACAGAAGGUAUUGCUGCAAGCACCUUGCAGUCAAUUGGAAGAAGUCAUUUCCAGGGCCUUUGAUGUUCUCUUUGUUUAGGAAAGCAUGCAAAGUUAAUCCAGCUGGCAGGGUUUGGCUUUCUAAAUUAGGAGAUCAAAAGAGGUGGAGUAAACACAAGUUCAAUACUGAACUGAAGUGUGAUGUCAAUGUCACCAAUUUUGUUGAAAGCUUCAAUGCCACACUAGGAUUGGACAGGAGCAGACCAGUUCUGACAUUACUUGAAAGUGUUAGAAGGAACACUAUGGUUAGAAUGGCAAAAAGGAGGCAGGUUUGUGAGACAUGGAAGAGGCAAGACAUAUGCCCACACAUAAUAAAGAGGAUACAUCAGCUUGUUCAUGAGAGUAGGACUUGCAUUGCAUACAUGAGUGUUGAAGGAGAGUAUGAGGUUCAAGAUGGCAAGUCUGUGCUCCCUGUAAACCUCAACAACCACACUUGCUUAUGCAAUGUGUGGCAGCUGACUGGAAUUCCAUGCAGGCAUGGUAUAAGAGCCAUCAUUAUAGCAAGGUUGGACCCCCACUCAUUUGUCAGCGACUUGUAUUUAGUCACCAAGUACAAGGAAGCUUACAGCUGUGGGAUUAAAUCCAUACCAGAUGUUGAACAAUGGCCACCCAUAGACAUGCCUCACAUUAAUCCACCACCCAUGAAAAGGGGCAUAGGGAGGCCUUCUAGAGUGAGGAAGAGAUCAGAUGAUGGAGAAAGGAAGGGCAAAAGGGCUAAGACAGUUAGGUGCAGCAACUAUAAAGCUUUUGGCCACAAUGCAGCUACUUGCAAAGGAGGUAUGUCAGCUAAGCAAAAGGCAAGCUAUGGUAAAGAGGGUAAGAAGAAGCAACAAGCACUACCAUCCUCUCAACCAGCAUUAGGGACAAGAUCAAGAUCAAGAUCUGCUGCAGCAAUUGCUACAUCACAGCCUUAA
Messenger RNA from Chenopodium quinoa (quinoa), 1677 nucleotides. RefSeq lists its product as uncharacterized. Lineage: Eukaryota; Viridiplantae; Streptophyta; Magnoliopsida; Caryophyllales; Amaranthaceae. Bases 1 to 1677 code for a protein of 558 amino acids. The transcript has 4 exons. Gene Ontology annotation, molecular function: zinc ion binding. The record is from RefSeq and is a predicted model, not a curated record.